Molecule: messenger RNA, 767 nt
Organism: Camelina sativa (false flax)
Lineage: Eukaryota; Viridiplantae; Streptophyta; Magnoliopsida; Brassicales; Brassicaceae
Source: RefSeq, a predicted model, not a curated record
AGAAGCAAAUAAUUAAAAGAUUCGACCGUUUAACCAAAACACAAGCCAAGCACACACUCUUGAACACUCCAUUCUCUAUAUAUACACACGAGUACUCGUAUAUAGAUAUUAUCAAAAUAUAUACAACAAGAAGUUCCGGCGAUGUCGUCAACGGCAAGAAAUAUUUCCGGCGGAGGUAACCGAAAGUCCAGUAGGCUUCAGCGGCGUGCUCCACCGCCUCUAAAGAUAAACCCUUCGGAAGCGAAUUGGAAAGUGGCUAUUCCUCUUUUAUCACCUACGGAGUCGCCGCCGCAGAAGCCACCGGCUGUAAUGAAGAGGGAGGAGCAACGGUGGGGAAAAGAAGCGGAGAAGCCCACGAUAUUUAAGAAGUGGCAGCACCCUGCGGCUCCGUUUUAUUACCAGCCAGCGCCGUCAUCGAAUCAGCCGUUUGCAUGGCCAAAUUAACGACCACUAAUUAGGUAUAAAUUGCAUAUAUGUCAUAUGUGAUAAAAUUGCAUAUCUUAUUUAUAUUAAACAUGCUACCUAUUAUGUGUCAUCUUUAUGCAAUAUGUAUGUUUGGUUUGAUGUUGUUAUUUCCUUCAUAUGUAACCAUGAAUUAUAAACUAGCUAUACUAUAUAUAGUGUAUUAUUUCAUAUUAGACACGAUCAACGAAGAAACUAUAAUCGCCGUAUAAUUUAUGUGGCAAUUAUAAAUUGGUUAUUGAUAUUCGUUUGGCACUACAAAAUAUAAAUUUUAAUAAGAAUUUCAGCAAGUAAAUUAAAUUUUA